Molecule: messenger RNA, 1314 nt
Organism: Sorghum bicolor (sorghum)
Lineage: Eukaryota; Viridiplantae; Streptophyta; Magnoliopsida; Poales; Poaceae
Product: probable WRKY transcription factor 57
Exons: 4
Coding region: 200-916 (238 amino acids)
Biological process (GO): regulation of DNA-templated transcription
Molecular function (GO): DNA-binding transcription factor activity; sequence-specific DNA binding
Source: RefSeq, a predicted model, not a curated record
ACUCGAUCCUCUCAAGCGGCCAUAUAGCAUAGCCCACACCACACCACUAACCCCAAAGCAUCAUCGUCAUCGUCAACCUUAUCGUGCACAGUUAUUGACACCCGAAAGGGGCAGAGAUCCAUUCCGAUCCAUCCUGCGAAUUUUCUGCCCCGCCCAACCAAGAACCAGAUCAUCAUCAAUCGAGAUCGCUAGGGCAUAUAUGCAGGCAUAUAUGGAGGGAGGCCAGUUGAGUGCUUGCCUUCCUGGCUUCCUUGUGCCGGAUCACUACGCCUUCCCUCUUCCUCUCCCGCUACAACUUCCUAGCAGCCAAAACAAGCUUUUCCAGAUGCCGUUUGUAGUUGACCAGGAAGCAGAGACCGAAAACCAUGGCGGCGGCGGGAUGCUCUCCUCCGACCAUUGUGGACUAUACCCGCUGCCGGCACUGCCCUUCGGCAGCUGCUCCGGUGCCGCCGGCGCCGCAACAGCGUGCGGUGGGAAGCCUACGGCCGGUUUCAUGCCCAGUGCUAUUGUCGCUGAGGAGGUCUGCACCUCGGUGACUACUAAAUUAGGUUGCAACGACAGUAAUGGCACAUGGUGGAAGGGUUCGGCAGCUACAACGAUAGCGGAGAGAGGGAAGAUGAAGGUGAGGAGGAAGAUGAGGGAACCGAGGUUUUGCUUCCAGACCAGAAGCGACGUGGAUGUACUGGAUGAUGGCUACAAGUGGAGGAAGUAUGGGCAGAAGGUUGUCAAGAACAGCCUCCAUCCAAGGAGCUAUUUCCGGUGCACUCACAGCAACUGCCGCGUGAAGAAACGGGUGGAGCGGCUGUCGACGGACUGCCGCAUGGUGAUGACCACGUACGAGGGCCGCCACACGCACUCUCCCUGCAGCGACGACGCUUCCUCCGCCGACCACACCGAUUGCUUCACCUCCUUCUGAUGAUCAAUCUGUCUAUCUGUCCCACGACCGCAUAUAUACAUCGACGACGCUAGCUGUAAGUUCUGAUGAAUUGAAGCAGCAAGGUGAUCGAGGGCAAUAUAUAUAUUGAUGAUCUCGAUCUUCAGUUUUGCCGGAUGAUAUAUAUGGAUCGGAUGACACAGAACGUGAUCGAUGAACCCGGCCGUCUCAUGCAUGCGUACUACUCAUGUCCGUAUAUAUGUAAUCCGGUCGAUGUGGUAUGAUCAUCCGCCAACCGUACCCGUGCAAAUGAUCCAUCCGUCGAUGUAAGCGGUCAUGUAGUAUUAUAUCAAAUAAAGCACACUUUUUUUUUCACUUAGAACGAUUUGUACUACCGAGGGACGGAGCAAAAAGAGUAUUGUUUUAGAAUUUUAGAUUUA